Molecule: messenger RNA, 5298 nt
Organism: Chanos chanos (milkfish)
Lineage: Eukaryota; Metazoa; Chordata; Actinopteri; Gonorynchiformes; Chanidae
Gene: frmpd1a
Product: FERM and PDZ domain containing 1a
Exons: 15
Coding region: 1-5298 (1765 amino acids)
Cellular component (GO): cytoskeleton
Molecular function (GO): protein binding
Source: RefSeq, a predicted model, not a curated record
AUGGACGAGCGGGACAGAAGUCGGUCUCCGUCUCGCAGGACCAGCAGAGUGGAGCAGGUGGUGGGGCGCUGGCUACGACGGUCCAGAGACUCCACCAGCCGGGAACGUGUGUUAGACGACGGUAAGUCAGGGGACAGUGUGUCUCAGGAUCAGAGGAGUUGCCCAAUCAGGGUGACGGUACAGAUCCCACGUGAUCCCGCCCUAAACUCUCACGGCUUUUCUGUGACCUCACAAACCCCGGCACAAGUACAAGAGGUAACCUCAGGGGGUCCUGCUGAUGGAAAGCUUGUUGCUGGUGACCAACUCCUCAAAAUCAACAAUGUUGCUGUUGACGACCUGUCCACAGAACAGGCUGCUGACAUCAUCAGGGAGUGUCAGGACACCAUCACAAUUACUGUCCUCAGAAAUACUGUGGGACCCAAAUCCUCCUUCAUAACUCCGGAGAAGAGGGCCAAACUCAAGUCCAACCCCGUCAAAGUCCGAUUUGCGGAGGAGGUGGUUGUCAAUGGUCACUCUCAGGGCAACUCUUUGCUGUUCCUGCCCAAUGUUUUGAAGGUCUACAUGGAGAACGGCCAGACCAAGGCCUUUAAGUUUGAGCCCAAGACCACUGUUAAGGACAUAGUGUUAACUCUGAAGGAGAAGCUCUCUAUAUCUCGCAUUGAGCACUUCUCUCUGGUGCUGGAACAACAGUACAGUAUCACCAAACAACUACUGCUACAUGAAGAGGAACUGAUACCGGAGGUGGUUCAGAGGAAGGAAAAUCUGGGCUAUAGGUGUUUAUUCCGCGUCUGCUUCAUGCCCAGAGACCCAGAGGACCUGCUACAGGAGGAUCCUGUGGCCUUUGAGUAUCUUUACCUACAGAGUGUGAAUGAUGUGUUACAGGAGCGUUUCGCCGUGGAGAUGAAAUGUAAUACUGCCCUCAGACUGUCUGCUCUACACAUACAGGAGAGACUGGCCAGCUGUGGCCAGUCACCCAAAACUCCUCUAAAGACCAUUGCGAAGGACUGGGGCAUUGAGAGUUUUGUGUCUGCCACUCUACUGAAGAACAUGAGAGAGAAAGAUCUGAGAAAAGCCAUCAGUUACCACAUGAAAAAGAGUGUGACACUGGAGCCCAAGCAGAAGCUGCUGACUGUAAACCAGGCCAGGCUCAAUUAUCUCAAUGAAAUGAAAGCCUUGAAAUCCUAUGGAGGGAAGACCUUCAGUGCUACAAUGAUGUUGCAGGACAGAGAAUCUACAGUGAGUUUACUGGUGGGUGCUCAGUAUGGCGUUAGUCAGGUGAUUAACCAUAAAUUGAGCAUCAUGACCACUCUAACAGAGUUCAGCAGCAUCACCAGGGUGGAGCUGAUACCAGAGUCAGAGCGUGUCAGUCUGGUCAAGAUCUACUUACAGGAUAUAAAGCCAAUCACACUGCUGUUGGAGUCUUUCGCUGCUAAAGACUUGUCCUGCCUGGUGGCUGGUUACUGCAAACUGUUUGUCAACCCACAAGUCUGUGUAUUCCCUUGGAUGGGUCACUCAAAGGCCCAUCGGAUUUCAGCAGAGGAAGGCUAUGUAUCGAGAUGUGCCAGUGACUCUGAAGACUCGGACACAGAUAUGGACGCUCUCCUUGCCCACGUAACCAAUGCUGCACACAGUAAUCACAAGGCAAUCCAAGAGACCUCAGGAGCAAAAGAUAAAAAACAGAUUGAAACAGGAAAAAAAGGAGAGGAAGAUGUCAGGAAUGAAAGAGAGAAUGGCCAAGAGACUGAGGAGAAGAAGGGCGCAGCAGAAAUAGAAAGGGGGGUUGGACAAGAAGCACAGCAAGAACCUGCAAAUGAUGGAACGGCAGUGAAACCAGAUGAAGUUGGAAAUGCCGUAGAAGAGGAAGGCAAGAAUGAUCACGGAGAAAAAGAUGAGCUACGACGUUGUGUCGUCCCGAUAGAGGACACAGAUUCAGAUUCGUGUCGGACAGAUUCUCGCUUCCUGGCCAGUUUGUCCAGCGAUUCCAUGGAUGCACUUGAAGAAGAUGAUCUUUUGGCCUUUUGCUCGGCUAGCCAUCCUUGUGGCCUGGCCGAAGGGGAUUCCUAUCAGCACAAUGAUGCUGUUCAUCUGUCACCGUCGCCACAGCAACAGCAUUGUGAAGAUGUUGGUUUCCAUAGCGACGCCCAUUUAAGCGGUGUUCAUGAUGAAAGCGACCCAUUCUUGACUUCAGCGGCACUUGCUCGCAUGGCAAUAUCUUUGCCGAGCCCUCCCGCAGCUAGCGAUGAAGAAGAGGAUGAAGAAAGCGGAGGGAAAAGGGAUGGGCCAGUGGCUGAGACUGGAGAAGACAGUUCCGGAAACACGCUUCAUCCUCGGGAAUUCAGAAUGUUUACAUUUGAAAAUGACGCUCGGCUGUACUACAACAUCUGCUCCAAUGUUACACCUGAUAGCGCUAGGAGCAUCCCACGGACCCUCUCUCCAUGCAUCCCUCAGGAAAGAGAACAGGGAGGAGAGGAGGAAAGAGACACAGAGCCAGAACCCAUCCUACAGCCACCACCAGGGUUUGGGGACAGCAGUUCAGAUGAUGAGUUCUUCGAUGCUCAAGAAAGGCUCACAUCCCCUGAGCAAUUAUCAUCUGCUGCAAUGACCAGAGAAAAUUCCACAGAUUCAAGCAGCAUGAAGCGCACACUUAGCCUUAGCGACAUUGGGAUCUGUGUGAGUGAACAAGCCGUGGAGGAAGAAGAGAGGGGAAGAGAGAUAGAGGUAGGGAGAAAAGCGACUGAAGAGAAAGAAGGCGAACUCUCAUUGUUCAGAAAGAGAUCCAGAAAGCGUCGCUCCUUCAUGGAAACAGAUUUCACUUCGUUAGUGUCAUUUCCAGGAGAAGACACAAGUGAACAACGAAACUCAAUCCCAAACCACAGACUAGGACACAAAAUCCAUGUAGAGGGUCAAGUUCACGGCUUUGAAAACAAUUCAUCAGAUCAGAGAUCCUGUCCCACCGUCUCAUGCCUGACACAGGCUGAGAUUGAACCUGCGGACAUGGAAACCAAACCCAUAACACCAUCCAAGCGCAACUGGUCUGGACCCCAUCAUUCCUCUGGUGCGCCUAAAAAAGGUCCGCCUUCCGCCAAAGCCAGUCAGCGGAAACAGCAGCUCAUUGAAAUGGAGCCAGAUUCCAUGGAGUUCAAACCAAUCACGGAUCUAAUGUCUGCCGUCUCUCCAACAAUUUUGGCUGUGCGAUCCCGCGUUGAGCCCGAUGGCACUGAAAGCUCCAAUGAAGGCGAGAGCGUAAACCAGGAGGAAAGAGCUGUGGGUGAGCUGGUGGAAAGACUCAUGGCCAGUCACUUGUUCUUUGCCAAAUCUUUGAAGCAGGAAGAUGAUGGUUUUUCCCAAGGAAUACCUGAUGACCAAGGAAUGAACCAAGCAGAAGACCCUUCCCAGGGAAUCCAAGAUGCUCUAAAGUGCGACUCAUCCUCACAGUUGACUGAGACACCUUUUUCAAGCCUACCUUCUCUCCCAGUGCCUACCAUAUCCUACACGCACAGCCUGGAUCCAGACAGGGAAAGCAGGGCCAAUCAAGAUGAUUCUCAGCAACAGUCUGUGGAGCCAGCUGAGAGGAUCAGAAGUCAGAGUCUGUCUGCAGCUCUCGGGAGAGGUGGCACAACUUGCAGAAGAAACGUUGGCCACUCCAGAGAACCGGACUAUUUCAGUCGCACUAGCGAUUCUUCUGCCCAGGAGCUACUCUCCAGUGUUUCACCCACAGAGCCUUCCAAGGUUUUCCUGCUUGCACCUUGCUCUUCCGGGCUCCUUGGUCGUCUCUCGGCUUCCACUCUUCGUGGAAAGAUCCGGAGCCUUCCACUUUAUUUGUCACGCUCACAGGAAACGAUUGCUGCAAAUGCAAAUAGCCCUAACUCUAAACCAGUGAGGAGAUUCUCUGAGACAAGGCAGAGGAGAAACGAGGUCGAGGUUGCUCGUGAAGCGACCGAGGACAUGACUUCAGAAGCUGUGCCUGAGGUUACUGAGGUCAAAGUGGUAACUAUAGUUUCUGAGGAGGUCACAGAGGUCAUUGAGGAGGUCAGAGAGGUCUGCCAGCCUAGUCCACAGGCAAAGGUUGAGCAGAAAUCUAUGUUAGAACCUCUGGUGGAGCCCCCAAAAGCAACUGCAUUACCUUUGUUACCCAACGCAGAAGUCCCCGUAAAGGUUGUCCCUUCAUCUGUUGUGGUGACCACACAGAGCUUAAAUGGACCGUGGGCUGGGGUGGGGUCACAGGAGGUUGGUGAGUUACAAGUUGGCAGCUGCCCCCAUUUGGGCAAGACCAUAAACCCUCUCAACUCUGGUUGUGGAGUGUUCACAAACUGCAACUCAAAGCCCACUGAUACCCAGCCCCAGGCCUUGCCCCCCCUUUCACCACAUGGGAAGCCUGAUCUGAGUUGUAGUUCGGUACUGGCACUAGGUUGUGAGACAGUAAUGAAAAGUGCUGAAACACCCCUGGAAGUCUGUGACUGCCAGUCCAUGUAUACCAACUGCUUCAGUGGAGUCCUUGACAGCAGCAGUUUUGACGAUGAGCUCACGGUGUAUGAAUUCUCCUGCAGGAUGCAACCGGGUGAGACGGGGGAGCCUAUGUCCAUUCCUUCCUCCUGUCUUUCCACCUCCCCUGCAUCAUUCUCUCCGUCCUCUGCCAUUUCCUCUUUUCCUAGAGUGGUCCUGCCACCAUCCUCAUCAACAGAACUAAGCCCCCUCCUCUCACCCCUUGACGCACCAGAUUGCUUCCUGUCCGACCCCCACGAGGACACCAUUGCCACCCUGCAGAGUCGCCACUAUCCUUCGCCACCAGCUGGGUUCCUUGCUCUCCAGAGAGAUGUAGACACCUUACUCGCAGUCCUAGCAGGGGCAAUGAAAGAGCAAGAGGGACUCCAAGGGAUGCAGGAGCACCCAAGGGACACAUGUGCAGCCCACUUUUCGGAGAACAAGCAAAGAUUGCACGUGGAGGCGCGGGGGCUCCUGGCCGGCUGCCAGAAGGUGGUACGGGUACAACAGACGUCGGAGGAAACCCUUCAGGCACUGACCGAGAGCUUCCGUUCCCUGGUGCAGUUGACAGGAGCGUGCCUGUGCUUCUCCAGCUGCCCGCGAUGCCAGGAGCGGCACACGCAAGCGCUAACGGGACUUGUGGACGUGAUUCGGACUUACCGGGAGUUUGCCCGCGCGGCUGAGCGCGUGGGAUGCUCCACGGAGAGGAGGAGCUGCCACGAUCUCAGCAUUAAGCUUCUUGCACGGCAAUGCACCGCUCUUACGACCUCGGUGUUCUGCCUCACGCAGCUUUUCCGCACCCUCACUGCCCUUUGA